Daldinia loculata is the source of this 540-nucleotide messenger RNA. RefSeq lists its product as uncharacterized. NCBI's taxonomy places the organism in Eukaryota, Fungi, Ascomycota, Sordariomycetes, Xylariales, Hypoxylaceae. The record is from RefSeq and is a predicted model, not a curated record. The transcript has 3 exons. The coding region runs from base 106 to 498 and encodes 130 amino acids.
GCUAGAUCUAGAAUAAUUUGCAAUUCAGCCUAAACACAUUCAAUACACUUCAUCUUGACAGACCAACAUAUUUCACUACCUACUCUUUCCAUCGGGUACUCCAUCAUGGCAUCCCUUUACGAGCUGACCAUCCCCGUCCUAACUCGGGUCCUCCGAACCGAGGAGACUCUUCUCAAGAAAGCCGAGGAGUACUCCAAAAGCACCGGCACGCCCGUACAAGAACUAGUCGCUGCUCGCCUGGCCCCGGAUAUGUUCUCGCUUUCGAAGCAGGUCGGGGUCACGGUGUUGUUUGCGAGGAUCGCAUCCCACUUGUUGGCAGGCAGGGAAUUGGUGCCUACGCAGGUAGACGAAUGGUCGCUCGAGGAAAACUAUAGCAUCAUCGCCGACGUGCUCAAGUUGCUGGCGGAUAUCAAGCCCGAGGAUGUCGACGGGAAGGAAUCUGAAAUCAUCUCGUUUAACGUGGGCCCGCGGAAAACUAGCGCAAAGGCUGUAGAUUGAUGUAACCAAGUUUCUAGUGCCGACGGUCUACUUCCAUUUAAC